UAUUUUGCCCAUAGUUAAAGUACCAUUUUUGUUAUACAUCUGUUUAGGAAGUGUCUGAAUCAGUGUAAGGACUGAAGAAAAAAAAAUUGGCCCCUCCUGUAUUUCGUUGCCCAUUAUCCCUACUUUAGAAACACUCAAGAAACAAAAAACUGUUAAGUCAAUUCAGACAUCAAAAUCAACAAAAACAAAGCUGUUCAAACGUCCGCUUAGACAGUUGGCGCCUUUCAAAGUGUUCCCGCCAACGCUUUCAUUGGUUCAUUUCAAAUUCUUCUCGUCCAAUCGUUCCUUUAAUACAACGACACGUGACUCUCCAUUCGACCAAUAAGCGUCCCCGUAGUGCCGACACUCUACUAUAAAAUCUCCGGGUGACGCGUGCAAUAUCAUUACAGACUAAGCACUCUCUCUAGUCGAAAUGGCCAGAACAAAGCAAACCGCUCGUAAGUCCACCGGAGGAAAAGCUCCAAGAAAGCAGUUGGCUACCAAGGCGGCCCGUAAGAGCGCCCCAGCCACCGGCGGAGUGAAGAAACCUCACCGCUAUAGGCCCGGUACAGUGGCUCUUCGUGAGAUCCGCCGUUAUCAGAAGUCAACGGAGCUGCUUAUCCGUAAGUUGCCCUUCCAGCGUCUUGUCAGGGAGAUUGCCCAGGACUUCAAGACUGACCUGCGCUUCCAGAGCUCAGCCGUCAUGGCUCUGCAGGAGUCGAGCGAGGCUUACUUGGUCGGCCUGUUUGAAGACACCAAUCUGUGCGCCAUCCACGCCAAGCGCGUCACCAUUAUGCCCAAAGACAUCCAACUGGCUCGCCGCAUUCGCGGCGAGAGAGCCUAAGUCUCCCGGUCUCCCCAUCACAACAACGGCUCUUUUAAGAGCCACUCACUUGUUCUAAAAUGGCUUCAAUUCCUCAUGCUUAUCUCUUACAAUGUGACAAGGACAAUAUUGAUGCUCCUGGUGGUUUGUGUAUUAUGUAGAAAAUGUUGCACACAUUGAGUCCCCUACUUUGGAGAACAAAAAAAACUAAUCAACCCCUUGGCUAUUUUCGUUCACAAAGCAUGCCAUGAUGAGAAUAGCAGGGUUUCAUUUAAUUUUUGGCCUCAGUCUUCAAUUAUAAGAAGCUGGUGUGAAGAUCAAUAGCAAGUGUAUGUAAAAUAUUUCAUAGUUCCCCGAAUACUAAAUAUUUACCUCAUAUUUAACGUUGGGAAUUAUUUGCAUUAAAAUGUCCAUUUAAUAUUGCUGUUCACCUUAUUAGGGUUUUGAUAUUUAAGGUGACAAAUAUUGUAUUGUAAAAAUGACAACGAUGUCGACCAGUUUGUUGACACAUUUAACACUGAAGACGAAAUGUCAAGAAUUCAGGUUACCUAUUGCAUGUCUGUAUAUAAUUGCUAUAAUUUUGAAGUUAUAGGUAAGUUACAUUGCUCAGUACAAAUACUAUAAGGGUUUA
Molecule: messenger RNA, 1433 nt
Organism: Hippocampus comes (tiger tail seahorse)
Lineage: Eukaryota; Metazoa; Chordata; Actinopteri; Syngnathiformes; Syngnathidae
Product: histone H3-like
Exons: 1
Coding region: 413-823 (136 amino acids)
Cellular component (GO): nucleosome
Molecular function (GO): protein heterodimerization activity; structural constituent of chromatin; DNA binding
Source: RefSeq, a predicted model, not a curated record